AUGGACGCCGACGAGCUCUCUGCGCUGCCCCCAGAGGGCUCUUGGAAGCGCUCGACAAGGAUACGCACGACGUCCCUCAACCCCCGCUACGCCUACACCAAUCCAAGCCCCGCCACGACGCGCGCAGAGUCGCCCUUCAGGCCCCCAUACACAAGCCCUGAUAUAACACACUCGGAUGUGCCUACCAUCCUCGCCCCGACGCCCCGCCGCCACCUCCUCGAGAGCUCCGCCAGCCAGCAUUGGCUCAACACGCCCCCGCUGUCCCCGCUCACCUCCGCCCGCGCGCUCUCCCCGCAGAGCACAACCUCCACCGCGUUUCCCUUCCCAUUCCCACCGAGCGCCUCGUCAUCGGCACACAAUACGAAUAACAGCAGCGUGCGGCGGCGCAUCUCGGCGUCGACGCACCGGCGCAGCUUCAGCGCGCUGUUCGAGCAUGACAUCAAGGCGGGCGGGGCGUCUGGGCCUGUGUCGCCUGGUGGGAGGGCGGUAGGCAGCACCACUUCCACACACACGCACACGCACAAGGGCCACGAGCCAGACGAGCGCGCGAUGGGCAGGCGGUGGAUCAGGUGGAUGCACAAGCGUGGACUCAAAGCGUGGGUCGUGCCUGCCGUCCUCGCCACCUCGCUGCUGGUAAAGCUGGCCAUUGGUCUGGGGUCGUAUUCCGGCCAGGGUACGCCGCCUAUGUACGGCGACUAUGAGGCGCAGAGGCAUUGGAUGGAGUUGACGGUCCAUCUCCCGAUGAAGCAGUGGUAUACCUACGAUCUGCCGUACUGGGGCUUGGACUAUCCCCCCUUGACCGCUUAUGUUUCCUGGAUAUGCGGGAUUGUUGCACACUGGAUCAACCCUGCAUGGGUGGCGUUGGACAAGUCUCGUGGGAUCGAGAGUGCGGAAAGUAAAGUGUUUAUGCGGAUGAGUGUGUUGGUGACAGAUACGCUGGUUUAUCUCCCGGCUUUGUUGAUGUUCUGUCGGAUAUGGCAUGGAAGCCGCUCGAAACGAACCCAAGAGCUUGCGCUCUUGACACUGAUUCUACAACCUGCCCUGCUGUUAAUUGACUUUGGCCAUUUCCAGUAUAAUGCCGUCAUGCUUGGUUUUACAUUACUUGCGAUGAACUUUUUCGCGACUGGUCAGGAUCUUUUGGGCGCGUUCUUCUUUGUCCUCAGUCUGGGGUUCAAGCAAAUGGCUUUGUAUUAUGCCCCUGCAAUUGGAUCAUAUCUAAUCGCAAAGUGUUUGUAUCUCGGUCCUACGGAAGGGUCUAGACUGUUCGUGCGCCUGGCAGCUGUGACUGCUGGUACCUUCAUAGUUCUCUUCUUACCUUGGCUACCACCCUUUGCACCAUUCACCGCCAUCGCUCAACCCAUAAAGCGUAUUUUCCCAUUUGCGCGUGGUCUGUUUGAGGACAAGGUGGCAAACUUUUGGUGUGCUUCAAAUGUUGUGUUCAAGUGGAAGGCAUGGGCAUCCGCAAGUGCGCUUGUCAAACUCUCGACGCUGCUUACAGCUGUUGGAUUUUUGCCUGGGGUGGUGGGAUUGAUUAGAUCUGGGUUCAAAAUGCAAUCUUUGACGAAGAACAAGGAACCCACGCCGUUCCUACCGCUGCUGCCCUAUGCGCUUCUUACUUCGUCCAUGUCGUUCUUCCUGUUUUCGUUCCAGGUACAUGAAAAAACGAUCUUGUUGCCCUUGAUGCCGAUCACGCUUCUGCUGUCUGGGUCUCCUAUCGACUCUGCUGUGUAUUCAUGGGGUGCAUUGGUGAAUAAUGUGGCUGUCUUCAGCAUGUGGCCGCUGCUAAAAAGAGAUGGACUGGGAGUCCAAUAUCUCGCUAUGUUGUUGUUGUGGAAUAGACUGAUUGGAUAUAACCCUAUACGAAUACCCCCCAAAUCGUUUAUUCAACUGUUUUCUUUGGCUGUGUACGGCGCAGCAAUUGCUUUGCAUGUAUUGGAGUUGACGAUCUCUCCACCUUUGAGAUACCCAGAUAUAUACCCGGUACUGAAUGUGCUGAUCAGCACGCCUGUGUUUUUCCUGACGUGGUUGUGGAGUAUCAAGUGCGGGGUGGAGGUUGGAUGGGCGGUGGGGGGACUGGGCAAGGCGGGGCCGGCUCGGCAGGCGGGGGAUGCCGGUGGGGGUGAGGGAGUUGGAGUUUCUGGGGUUGACAGGAGGAACCGCGUAGUCAGUCUGGCAGAGCGGCCGUCAGUUGAGACUUAG
This is a messenger RNA of Psilocybe cubensis, 2199 nucleotides long. RefSeq lists its product as uncharacterized. Gene Ontology annotation, molecular function: dolichyl pyrophosphate Man9GlcNAc2 alpha-1,3-glucosyltransferase activity. The coding region runs from base 1 to 2199 and encodes 732 amino acids. The transcript is spliced from 9 exons. Gene Ontology annotation, biological process: protein N-linked glycosylation. The record is from RefSeq and is a predicted model, not a curated record. Gene Ontology annotation, cellular component: endoplasmic reticulum membrane. Lineage: Eukaryota; Fungi; Basidiomycota; Agaricomycetes; Agaricales; Agrocybaceae.